Molecule: messenger RNA, 2043 nt
Organism: Brachypodium distachyon (stiff brome)
Lineage: Eukaryota; Viridiplantae; Streptophyta; Magnoliopsida; Poales; Poaceae
Product: DNA-(apurinic or apyrimidinic site) lyase, chloroplastic
Exons: 13
Coding region: 181-1731 (516 amino acids)
Biological process (GO): base-excision repair
Cellular component (GO): nucleus
Molecular function (GO): DNA binding; DNA-(apurinic or apyrimidinic site) endonuclease activity; endonuclease activity
Source: RefSeq, a predicted model, not a curated record
CGGGCACCAGGCAGGCCGCAGGCAGCCACCGAGUAUAGGACAGGACCGUCGUCCCAAUCGUGAAUGAACAAACAACGACAACACAGGAACAGCGGCGGCGGCCCCUCGCCGUUUUGAUGGUUACGGAGUAAAGGGUUCGGUUUGCUGCACGCCCCGGCGCCUCCGCGCACUCACCCGUCGAUGCAGCUGCUCCUGCGCGGUGUCUCUCUCCUCCGUCUCUACGAGUGUAGCUGUGGGCUUCCAAGUGCAAACUACAGUUGCAGAAACUCAGUGCUUACAAAACUGAACGUGAUGAGGGAAGGGCUGCGGGCUACCUCUUCACGCAGAGCUGUCUCUAAGAACAUUGAGAUCAAGAAAGAUGAAUCAGUCAUACAAAAGGAAGAUGUCACUGAAAGCCAAUUGGAGAUAGAGCGAAUCAGAGGUGACCCUAAUCUUCUCCAGUCCAUGACAGUGAAAGAACUCAAAGAACUCACAAGGAUGGUGGGAGUUUCUGCAAAAGGCAACAAGAAAGAUUUAGUAUCAGCUCUGAUGGAUUCUCUGGGCGAGAACAUACACGGUAAAGAAGGAACAUCAACAGUCGGGGAGGUUGGCCCGUCAGAAGUACCUUCCAAAAGAAAAGGUGCCACUUCAGUAGUAGUUGAACAAAAUUUAGAAAGUUCCGAAGUUAUUUCGGCAACUCCUAGCAAGAGAAGUAAAACAAAGCAGAAGUCAAUUAAGGGUACCACUCCCAAGGAGAAUUCUGUUACUACCGUCAAGAUAAAUAAGGCAUCAGUCCAGAAGGAAGCACUUGUUGUCCAAGGUGCUGCUGCGAAGGCAGGAAUUGGUCUUGCUGUGGACCAGGCAGAGCCUUGGACUGUACUUGUACACAAGAAACCACAGCCUGAAUGGAUUCCAUACAAUCCUAAGAUCAUGAGGCCUCCACCUCUUAGCAAGGAUACAAGAGCUCUAAAGAUUCUAUCAUGGAAUGUCAAUGGAUUGAAAGCUUUAGUCAAAUCUAGGGGUUUCUCUGUCCAUGAGUUAGCACAGAGGGAGGAUUUUGAUGUUCUAUGCCUGCAAGAAACAAAAAUGCAGGAUAAAGAUGUCGAAGUCAUCAAGGAAAGUCUACUUGAAGGCUACACCAAUAGUUUCUGGACAUGCAGUGUAUCUAAGCUUGGCUAUUCAGGGACUGCCAUAAUUUCAAGAGUGAAACCACUUUCAAUCAAAUAUGGGCUUGGUGUACCAGACCAUGAUACAGAAGGGAGGGUUGUGACGGUGGAAUUUGAUGAUUUUUACCUGCUAACUGCUUAUGUACCAAAUUCCGGUGAUGGUCUAAGAAGAUUGACUUACAGGGUCACAGAGUGGGAUCCAUGCCUGGGUAACUACAUGAAAGAAUUGGAAAAAUCGAAGCCUGUCAUACUAACAGGUGAUCUUAACUGUGCACAUCAGGAGAUUGAUAUACAUGAUCCGGCUGGAAAUCGUAGAAGUGCAGGCUUCACAAAAGAAGAAAGGGAAUCAUUUGAGACUAAUUUUUUGUCCAAAGGAUUUGUUGAUACGUUCCGGAAACAGCAUCCGGAUGUUGUUGGAUACAGUUACUGGGGUUAUAGGCAUAAUGCCCGGAAGACUAAUAAAGGUUGGCGCCUGGAUUACUUUCUCGUGUCAGAAUCCAUUGCGGAAAGAGUUCACGAUUCAUAUAUCCUUCCAGACAUUUCUGCCAGUGAUCACAGCCCGCUUGGCCUCGUACUGAAGCUCUAGGCGACAAUGUAUGACCUUACAAUCUUUGCUUCUAGGGUUGGUCUGCAAUGUUGCAUGCUCCACUGGUUCCGGUUUUGUGCAGAUGAUUUUACAUCAGUGAAAUGAGAUACUGUAAUGACUAUGUUCCGUGGACUUGUCACUGUAUCAAUCUUAAGUUGCACUAAAUCAAAGACAGGUAAUAUGGGUUGAAGGGAGUAGCUUAUUAUGAGCAUGUAGGGGAAAUCUCUGUCAGGUUAAGUGACGUUUCAAAGUAGACAUAGAACUGAUUCUCAAAAAAAAAGGAGAGAGGAAACUCUUACUCCGAUGGUCUAA